Messenger RNA from Microstroma glucosiphilum, 2708 nucleotides. RefSeq lists its product as hypothetical. Lineage: Eukaryota; Fungi; Basidiomycota; Exobasidiomycetes; Microstromatales; Microstromataceae. The transcript is spliced from 2 exons. The record is from RefSeq and is a predicted model, not a curated record. Gene Ontology annotation, molecular function: 1-alkyl-2-acetylglycerophosphocholine esterase activity. The coding region runs from base 70 to 2541 and encodes 823 amino acids.
GUCCAACGGUACUCGAAGGAGAGAUUCGUCCGGCUUUACUCUUCUUCCCUUUCGUCGUGCUCCAAUGCCAUGCCUCUACCGCCAUACAAGGGGCCUUUUAGGGUCGGAGCGAUCGACCUGGAGAUACCAGUGCGAGAGUCCAGAGCCUUCGCUACCGACGUCGUGAGCCCCGAUGCCAUCAAUCCCCCCGCGAAGCACAAGAGGUCAAAGGCAGGUAGGAUAAAGGCAGAGCCCCAUAGACUCCACCCGAGAGAUCGAGAGGGUCAGCAGACCACGACUGCCUCUCCCGAGUCGAGUAGCGGCAGUACAUCAGCUCGAGCACCAGCUUCGCAAGAAGACGAUGGCGAAGAUGAGGACGCGGCAUCCAAGCUGGCAUCUUGGUCGCCCUUUCACCACGGCAGCAAGACUUCUACCUUGUACCUGUCCACCGUCCUCUUCACCCUCUUCUACCCCACUUCUCUAGACGAAGAGGCAGCAAAGGAAUAUCGGAAGGUAGCCUGGAUCGGUCGGCCCAAAAGGAGGGGUACAGCGGCGAUGGUCGACUAUCUUGGCCAAUACGGCCUCGCGGGGCCCUUCGCGGCUAUACCCGCAUCGCCCGCACUCCUAUCGCUAUUGGCAGCCAAGGCACCAGCCUAUGGCGGGGCUCCUCUUGCGGACACCGCAAGUGCAGCCGCACCUCCCUUUCCCGUCGUCGUCUUCUCGCACGGUCUGGCCGGGUCCCGUCUGGCCUACUCGCAAUACUGUGGGGAGCUAGCCUCGCAUGGCAUCAUCGUCGCCGCUGUCGAGCAUCGCGACGGCUCGGGUCUCACCUCCGUCGUGCGUCCACCGCUAGAUCCAGGGUUCGGGGCUACCCAAAAAGAGGAACUGCAGCGGCCCAAGCAUCAGCCUGACGAGGGCAAAGAGAAGAAGAAUAAAGCCAGGCGACAUCAUCCCAAGGCCAUCGUGCCUUACUUUGACUUUAGCACCAUCGGGCUGCGCUCAUUUCCUACGGAGCCCACCGGUAAGGAGAUAGGAAUGAGGCAUGCCCAACUGGCCAUGAGGAUCGCAGAGCUCGACGAGUGUCUCGAUAUACUGCAGAGAAUCGCAAGGGGCGAAGGGGACCAAGUUGCCGCUGAGAGCACCAGGACUAUGACGACGAAGCUUUGUGGGAGAUACAGAAUGGGAAAGCCGCCCAGAGACGGUCUCAUUGUUGACCCCUCUCGACUGAAAGACUGGAAGGGCAAAUUAGAAAUUGAACAUCCAGCCCUGAUUGGACAUUCUUUUGGCGGAGCCACGGUCAUCGAAUACCUCAAAGGCUCAUCCCCUCGCUUUCCGUACGGCGUCGCGCUCGACCCCUGGGUCGAACCCAUCACCACAUCCAACUCUUCUAGCCACAGGCCUCUGCAGGCACCAGUCUACGUCAUCAACUCCGAGUCCUUCACCAUUUGGUCCGAACAUUUCUCCAAGGUCAAGGCCCUCGUAAAGGAUCUUCAGCCAGGGUCAGGGAAAAGCGAGGAGGACGCGCCGAAAGGGUGGAUCAUCACCCUUGCUGGGGCUGAGCACUUGUCCUUCUCCGACUACCCAAGCUUGCUACCCAAGGUGUUCAGAUCGACGGUCACUCCUGCAAAGUGCAUCGAGAUCUACAGUCGAGCUACGCUUACGCAGAUGGAGCUGCUGGGCAAGAGACUCAAGGCCUACAAAGCUGGAGGCGCAGGCGAAUCGCAAAGAGAUCAAGCCGGCGAGGAGCAGAAAGAUGAAUCACAUGCGAGAGCUGAUCAUUCCGAGCUGGACGCUGAUGGACCAGCGAAGUCAAGCUCUCCAGAGCCUCUUGUGGGCGUGAUCCGGGAAAGGACCACGACUGAGCCGGAAAUUAAGGAGAAGUCCACCACUAGCCGCGAAGAGGGGUCCACUUCUAGAGCGGAUGAUGCAGAAAUAUCUUCUCCUGGAGCCCCUCACGAGCCGAUCGAACCUAGCUCGCCAUUCAGCAACGAGAAUCUUCACGGGACGACAGAGUCCGUCGACUAUCCUCAAGCCGACGCCAAUGUCUAUCGCGGUCAACUGGAAGCGAUCGAGAAGGCUCCCUCUUCCUCCGAAGCGGGCGGGCACACUCGUCGCGAGCACCUCCUUCACGCCAAGGACGCCGCCGCUGCACGUCUAAUGGAGCGCCGUCAGGAGCACAAGUUCCGUCGUGAGGAGCACGAGCAGAAGAAGGACGACGAAAAGGUGCGCAAGAAGAAGGGAAGAGAAGUUAGAGGUGUCAUUGCCCGAAGGACACCCAGUGGAGGAAUGACCUCACUGCCCCGCGCAUCGGAUAUGCAGCGAGACUAUACGCUCGACCCGGAGCACCUCCUGCCCUCGCACAAGCGUCACCCUGAUCAGCCCGAGGGACCUCAUCCAGCGGAAGAUGUAGCCCUGGUAGUGGAGUCUGUACGCCCACUUGCGGACGAUCAGAAGCACAAGAGCUACAGAAAGUUGAGGUCGAUUUCGGCAUUGUUGUAUCGGACUUAUGGGAUGAGACCUGGGAUUGAGAGACCGGGAUCGAUUUUGAUACAUGAGAAUUAAGUAGCUGCUAGAGCACGGUUGUAGGAGAAAGUGGAGCGAUGAGCUAUCUAGAUGUGUAAUGUCAGGUCAGAUAUGAGGCGAUAUAGAUGCGAUAUAGAAGAUAGACAGAUGGUCACGGCGUUGUACUAGGUCAAUUCCGCCUUCUUUGCGGCUGUAUUUCUACAAUG